AUGGAUGGCGAUUCUUUUUCUUUUUUUCUGCUGUUUUCCAUCUUCACCGCUUUGCGUCUGAGCUCAUUCCCGUCACCGCCAAUUCUCACUUCCUUCUCAUUCACCGCCUCACUUUCACUUCCAAGCCUAUUCACCGCCCCACUUUUCUUUCUUUUGAUCUCGCCACCGCCCUCGCUUUCGCUCUCGUAUUCGUUACUAUCACCGCCUUCGGACACUAUGGACAUCUCUACGGGUUUUGACGUCUUUGAGCGUAGUGACCCCUUUGAGGAUAUUGACCCCUUUGCGGAAUUCAACGAGCGUCUCAAUCGCAUCCAUCUGGAGGCUCCUCCUGGCUCCAAGUUCGAUUUUUUCCACAACAUCAAGCUUGGGAUUUUCCACCCAGCCCCUUCUGAUAUGGCCGACAAGGCUAUGGUUGCCGGUGACAAGGCAUUGGAAAAAGGAGAAGUGUUACAAUCCAUCUAUUGGUACACCCUUGCUCUAAACCAUGAGCCCAGUGCUCCGGCGGCCUAUAUCUUACGCUCCAUUGCCUACACUCGCCUGAAGCCCGAGCAUGGCGGUCCAAAGUACCAGGCUGCCAUGGAAGAUGCCGAGGUAGCUCUGGUGCUUGCCUCUGACCGCGGCCGCCGAGAAUAUUAUCUCGCUUCACAGUUUCGUCGUGCGAUUUGUCUCUACCAAUUCGGUCGCCUGGGCGAUGCCGCUUGGCUCCUACAGAGACUGGACGACUCCAUCAAGAAAGAGGAAUCGUCUCCAAGUCCCUCCGCGAAAUUCAAUUUCCGUCGUCCAAUCUCCUUAUGGGCCGUCAAACUCAAAGUUCUGGGGGCGAAGAAGACCGAGGGUGACCCAAAGUGGGAUGUGACCGUCCCCGAGGUGAACCGAUCUGUUUACAUGCCUUCCGUCGAAGUCUUGAAAGCUCAGCUUGAGUCCGCCAAGGCUGCUCUUUCUCCCGCGCAAAAUGUCGUUACCCCAGAUAAGACUUAUAGCGCCCCUCUCUACACCUACACCGACUGCUCCGAGGAGCCCGGAAAGGCCCCAGAAAAGGAAAGCGACAAAUUCUCCAUCCGGGAAGAGUGGUACCAGACCAGAUUUGAGGUUGUUGUAAACCUGUUCGUGCAACCCAUGAAAUUUGACGGCACCAAGAUUGAGGUCAAGUUCACGGAGAUGGACGUCGAGUACGGAUUUCCGGAUCUCCUCGAUGAGCCUUACAAGGUCACAAUCCCGUUGCUAAACGAGAUUAUCCCGGAGAGAUCCAGCUGGUCCGCAAAAAACCAUAAGCUCGAACUCAAGCUGCGGAAGACGGCGUCUUACCACUGGAGCGGUCUUAACCGCGAGUUCACCGGCCUUCGCAAAUUUUCGGACCCAAAGGAUAUCCUGGGAAAGCCCGACCAGGAUUCCAAGCCCGACCAGGAUUCCAAGCCCAGUGCCCCAGCCAAGGACUGGGAUAAAGUCAUCGCCGAUAUCAAGGAGGCGGAGGCAACUGAGGCAAACAAGGCUUCCGGAAAGUCGAAGGAUGCCAAGCUUGACGAUUCGGAUUCCGAGGGUGAUGAUGUCGACAGCUUUUUCAAGAAGCUCUACCGUGGUGCGGAUGCAGACACCCGUCGCGCCAUGAUCAAGAGCUACACGGAAAGUCAGGGCACAUCGCUGAGCACUAACUGGACUGAUGUCAGCAAGGAUACUGUGCAGCCCCACGAGUAG
Messenger RNA from Penicillium olsonii, 1692 nucleotides. Lineage: Eukaryota; Fungi; Ascomycota; Eurotiomycetes; Eurotiales; Aspergillaceae. The record is from the annotation of a GenBank genome assembly.